Messenger RNA from Sclerotinia trifoliorum, 1306 nucleotides. The record is from the annotation of a GenBank genome assembly. Lineage: Eukaryota; Fungi; Ascomycota; Leotiomycetes; Helotiales; Sclerotiniaceae.
CCCUCCCCAUUCAUGCCACGAGUUUCAUCGAGCAACUUGAUUCCUCUUAAGCUUAAGCUUCCCAUAUCUGUUCAUCUCUGAGAGCUUUGAUUUAAACUCCCCUCAUUUAUUAUUUUCAAAGUACGAGUACUACCCAUCCCAAUAUCUGCCAUCCUCAUUUACCUUCCAUCUUCAUCAACUCAUAAACCCAAAUAAAGCAAGCUCAUUCCUUCAAAAUGGCAACUGUCAAGACAAUCCCCCCUGGAGCAACUUUCAUCGAUACUCUCGAUAAAUCAUUCGUCGAUGUCCCCGUCAACAAGGAGAAGGACAAUGCGAUUUCCACGACUGAGUUUCUCCAAGCUGCCGAUUCUCUCACUACUCUCUUUGGUACUUUCCCUUCAGCCUGUGUCCCUCUCGAGCAUUAAAUUAACCAAUUGCAGAUGUAAUGGGAUCCGUAGCCUUCAACCCCGUUAAGAACGACAUGGGUGGUAACAUCAAGGUAUGUUUAUAUAUACAUAUAUAGCCCUUGAGACAAAAGACAAAAGAAACAAUGUACUAAGAAAACCUGCAGAAACUCCGCGAGAGACAACUCGCUGCACCAGCAGAAUCAGAGACUCUUCAAGAAUUAGUCAUUAAUGAGCUCAAGACCAAGAAGCACACCGCUACCGAAGGUUUAGUCUGGUUGGUUCGGUAUGUGAUCUUUUACAUUUAUACAUUUCUACAAAAUCACGAUAUUCCAUAUUCCCAAUCAUCCACCCACAUAGUUAUAUAAAAGACAAACGCCCUCCACCCCUCAAUACCAAAGCUAACACCCCAAACCCCCACAGCGGUCUAGACUUCACCUGUAUUGCACUCUCGCAGAACCUCGCCGCCCCCUCAGACGAACUCUCCGUAUCCUUCCGUAACGCCUACGGCGAAACACUCAAGCCCCACCACUCCUUCAUGGUAAAACCUAUAUUCAGCGCCGCCAUGUCAGCGUGCCCCUACCGAAAAGAUUUCUACGUCAAGCUUGGAGAUGACAAUUCCAAGGUUGAGGCUGCGUUGAGAGUUUGGUUGGGUGCGUUGGAGAAUUUGAUUGCUAUCUUGAAAGGAUUCUUGGACAGAAAGGAGGCUAAGUGGUAGAUGAGAUGUGCGGGGGAUAUCGAAUUCAUGGGGUAACAGGACGCUGAUUUUGGCAUGAGUGAGUGAGCAAGUGAGCAAGCGACUAAAUAUUUUGGACGACUCGAUAUGAGGAUAUAGCGUUUACAUUUUUGGGGAAUUAGCAAAAAAUUCCAAGGAAGAGAAUAUGAACUGAACUGUGUAGACAUGACAGAGAGAAAGAAACAAU